UCCCUGCAGGUGCCAGAGAGAAGAGGAAGCAUCUGAACGGCUUAUCUAGAGCAGCCAGCUUGUCCUAGGCAGUUAGCUCCGCCCUGGGGGUGGGAAGAGCCCAAGAGUGUUCUGAGCAGAAGCUCGCCUCUUCUCUUGCCUCUGCCUUCUGGAUGUUUCCUCCACGGCCAACUGGGCCCAGACCAAGCCUGAAGGAGGCAGCCUGUGAUGGGAGCCCACUCGGAAGACCCCCACCUGUGCCGGGCCUCCCGGCUCCUGGGGUUCAGCAGCCUCGUCCUCACCGCCUUCAGCACUGUGGUCAACGGUUCUGGAACUCAUGGAUCUCAAGUGAAGGAUUCUGGAAACGUGGUUUCCCUGACGGGAACUCAAGGAGGUUCUGUGUCGUUUUAUGUGACCCGAAGUCCAGAAUCACUUCCAGGAGUCACGCUGGAGAAGAUUUCUUGGGGCAUUAAAUCUGAGUCACAUGACACGAUCAUCCUGCAUGUGUCUCCUGGGGAAGAUGUUCCAAAAUGGGUCAACUUCCAGGACAAGUUCGAGAAGAGGGUCCAUGUGCUCAACACCACGACCCUGAGGAUUGACAACCUGACCCUUGAGGACAGUGGGCAGUACUGGGCUCGAGUCUCGUUAACAGGAGGAAGAGAAACGAACUGGUAUUUCCACCUCACUGUCUACGAGCCCGUGCCCCGGCCCCAGAUCCUGGCCGAGACUCCAUCUGUCACACCAGACUGGUGCAAUAUCACCCUGGAGUGCCACGCCCCAGGACCCAGAGAGGACGUGAAUGUGUCCUGGGAGAGCAAGGGCCUCCCCAGGGAGCUGGAGCAGAGAGGGGUCCCGGGACCGGCCCCCAACCCCUGGACCGUGGCUCUGAAGCUGCCCCUGAGCCAGCCCAGCCCCCGCAUCACCUGUGUGGUCAGCAACCCGGGGGACCGGAAAACUGCCACCCGGGACCUUGGGGACGUCUGUGCCCACGGUCCACAUGGGCCGGACGGGUCUGCCCACCUGCCAGCUAUCCUGGGGGCUCUUGUGGUUGUGCUGCUGAUCCUCGGAGCUGGACUGUACCUUCUGUGCUCACGUAGGAGGAAGCAGAGCUUGGAGCCUGGGAGAGGGUCGCAGGAAGAGCACAGGGACUGUUUUGGUGGCGUCCGUUAUGCAGGGAAGAUGUCCCGAGACCACAGGAAGCAGGGUUCGGGGGAACCACAUCUCGAACAGGAGACACCGCUCACGACAGUCUACAGUGAGGUCCGCCACCCAGGCCAGGUCUUGAGGGUGAUUUAACUGGAAGAAGCAGGGAAUCCAGCCUCCCCCCGACACCUCUGUUGUGCGCCUGAUGCCUGCGGCCCUGGUCCUGCCCCCUCCCCCUCUGACUGCUCUCAGCAGGGACAGGAUUCAUCCACCCUCCGUGAAUCUCUAUGGGGACCCGUCGUGCACAAGUUGAGCAGAAGACACACAUCGCGGCAGAUCGAGGGGGACCUUCAUCGUUAAACGAGUCCAAAGCUGUGGUCCGGUUCCGCUCAGCCUCAGCCCCUUUGGCAACCGUCAACGGAGCCCACUCUCCCCACGUGUGUGCCCCGUCCGUUGUCCUGUCCGGACCCUCGGCCCCUGGGACCCAUCGACAUGAAGUCUCAACUUCCAGCCUCGACCGGUUCACCUCCAGCCGGCUCAGUCUGUGCUUGAGAGCUGUGUAAAGAGAAUACAAAGUCGCACAGCCAGGGCUUGCUGAGUCCCGGCCCCGUGACGGGCACUGAUCUCGUCACCCUCCUCAUUCGUCACUCACUGGGCCCUCGCAGACGCUGUGUGAGCUGGGUGUCCUUGCGCCCACUUUGCAGACGAGGAGCAGGAGGCCAGAGAGGCUGAGUCUCAAGGCCGCACAGCUGGGGGAGCCCGAGCCGCACCGCAGCCAGGGCCUGGGUCCCAGCCGUCGUCUGGUUUCCCGAGUCCUGGGAAACCUCCUCCCUUCUGUGUGGACGUGCUGGCACCUGGCACGGCUCCUGUUUCUCAGGAAAAAAGCAGACGUUUCUAGUUCCUACUAGUUAGCUGUCAACUGACUAGUUAUUAAAACCUGCCUCCGUCCCACAAGGCCACAAGGGCACUGUACACACCCCAAUCCUGAUGGGGCUCCCUGGCACCGGGGACCACCCCCUCUUCAUCCCCUUGUGGGCGACCACAUGCCCCACCUGCCCCCACACACCUGCUCAGGGCCUCCGUGACCGCUCCCGGCCUGGAGCACAAACUGUUACAUGUCUGUUCCAUCCUGCUGGUACAAUGGCCCGUCAGUCCCCUCCCCGUUGGCCUCUAUCCUGCCCUCUUGGCAAACUCGCUUACUAGUCUGGGGAAUUUUCUGUAGAUUCCUGGGAUUUUCUACGUAGACAAACAUAAGUAACGUCUGUGAUCCAGACAGCUUUUCCUUUCCCCUUUCCCAUCUAUAUCUCACUUUAUUUCUUUCUCUUGCCUUAGUGCAUCUGCUGAGACUUUCCCUAGAUGCUGCAGAGGAGCGGUGAGCACAAGCACCGUUGGCUCGUUCCCAACAUUAAGGGAAAGCGUCCAGUUGUCCGCCUUCAACAGUGAUGUUCGCUGUCGGCUCUUCUGUCAAUAUGUUUUAUUACAUCACUCAGUUUCAUUUUCUCUACCUUCAUUCUUAUUUCCUCUCUUCCACUUGCUUUGCAUUUGUUUCGCUCUUAUUUGUAUAGGUUUGUAAGAUAAAUGCUUAAAUUAUAAAUUUGGAGCAUUUCUCCUUUGGUAAACCAUGCUUUGAGUCAUGUUCAUUUCCUUAUAAGCACCUUGUUCGCGUCUUUUCCCACGUUUUGAUGUCUUGUAUGUUCAUUUCCGCUCCCUUCAAAUGUUGAGAUAUUUCCCUUCAGGCGCCCUCUUUGACAUGUGGGCUAUGGAGACUUGUUUCGUUUCCUCCAUAAGUGUUUGGAAAUUUCCCGUCAUCUUUCUGUUAUUAAAUUCUACCCGAGGUCUGUCCCA
Messenger RNA from Felis catus (domestic cat), 2967 nucleotides. RefSeq names its product SLAM family member 9-like. NCBI's taxonomy places the organism in Eukaryota, Metazoa, Chordata, Mammalia, Carnivora, Felidae. The coding region runs from base 208 to 1275 and encodes 355 amino acids. The transcript has 6 exons. The record is from RefSeq and is a predicted model, not a curated record.